AUGAUCAUGGCAUCAGCGGAUAAGUCCAAGUUUCAGUUCCAAGAUAGACCUGUCGACCAGGGGCGUGAGAUCAGAGCUCUCAUCAUUGGAGCCGGUGUAUCUGGGAUCGGCACGUACAUUCGCCUCAAGCAGUAUGUUCCCAACAUCAAGAUCACAAUUGUAGAGAAGAAUCCCUCAGUUGGUGGCACAUGGUACGAGAACCGCUACCCGGGAGUCGCAUGCGACAUCCCUUCCGCGGUGUAUCAAUACACGUUUGAGCCAAACACGCAGUGGUCCAAGUACUUCUCACCAGGAGCCGAGAUCCAAGAUUACGUGAAGGGGGUGGCGAGGAAGUAUGGCGUGUCUGAGAACGUGCAUUACAACUCCAAAGUCACCGGAGCAACUUGGGAUCAGGACGUCGGCGUUUGGAAUGUCGAACUGGAAACGUCGAGCGCGGACGGUGUCAAAUCCAGGCAAAGUCUCGAGACAGAAGUUGUGAUCAGUGCCACCGGGUUGCUGAACAAGUGGAAGUGGCCUAGCAUCGCCGGUCUCGACAAGUUCCAAGGCAAGCUCCUUCACUCCGCGGAUUGGGACAGCUCGUGGGACUGGACGGACCGGAAAGUCGCCUUGAUAGGCUGCGGCUCGUCAGCCAUUCAGAUACUUCCCAAACUGCAAGCCAAAGCGUCGGCAGUGUACAACUUCGCCCGUGGCGGAACAUGGAUCAGCCAGCCGUUCGGGGGAAGCUUCACCACAGACACCAUUGCAAAGGGUGACGAACCGGGGAACUACACCUACACGGCGGAGGAACUGCACCGGUUCGCCAACGACAAGGAGUACUACAAGACGUUCCGCAAGUCCAUGGAGCGAUUCAUCAACAUGGACUACCCGUGCCUGUUUCCCGGGUCGCCCGAAGAAAUCGCCGGCACCGAAGCCAUCAUGUCCAACAUGAAGACCAAGCUGGCCAGUAAACCGGAAGUGUACGCGGCGCUGAAGCCCAAGUUUGUGCCUGGGUGCAGGAGAUUGACUCCUGGCCCUGGCUACCUCGAGGCUCUAACUCAGGACAAUGUGGACUUUAUAACUACGCCGAUCGAAAAGGUGACUGAGAAUGGCAUAUUGACUUCCGACGGUAAAGAGUACCAAGUUGACGCGAUCGCCUGUGCCACGGGCUUCGACACGUCCUUCAUGCCCCGAUUCCCCAUCGUCGGACGCGACGGCGUCUCUGUCGCGGACGCAUGGUCGCACCACGCAUCGGCGUACAUGUCUCAUUCGGUCCCCGGGUUCCCCAACUACUUCUUCACAGGCGGUCCCAACUCCGCCACGGGCGGCGGGAGCCUGCUCAUCAUCUUCGAGAGCAUCAUCGGGUACGUGGUCAAGGCGGUCCAAAAACUUUCGCGCGAACAUCUACGCAGCAUCGAAGUUAAACCUGCCGCGCUGGACAGUUGGAACAGGUACCUGGAUGUCUAUUUCCCGCGGACCGUGCACGUGGAUGACUGCACGAGCUGGUACAAGGUCAAUGGAAAGAUCACGGGUUUGUGGCCAGGCAGUAGUUUGCACGCCCGCGCGACCCUGGAAACCCCCAGGUGGGAGGACUACGAGUAUGAGAGUAUACCUGGCCAUGACUCUCUAGAGUGGCUGGGCAACGGGUGGACGAUCGCGGACAGGGAGAGGGGAGAUCUCAGUUUCUACCUGGACGAGGUGGAUUAUCCGCCUGUACCGGAGCAUAAGUGA
Molecule: messenger RNA, 1707 nt
Organism: Exophiala oligosperma
Lineage: Eukaryota; Fungi; Ascomycota; Eurotiomycetes; Chaetothyriales; Herpotrichiellaceae
Exons: 4
Coding region: 1-1707 (568 amino acids)
Molecular function (GO): NADP binding; flavin adenine dinucleotide binding; N,N-dimethylaniline monooxygenase activity
Source: RefSeq, a predicted model, not a curated record